Auanema sp. JU1783 is the source of this 591-nucleotide messenger RNA. The record is from the annotation of a GenBank genome assembly. NCBI's taxonomy places the organism in Eukaryota, Metazoa, Nematoda, Chromadorea, Rhabditida, Rhabditidae.
AUGUUUCGAGCUGUAGUUCUGUUGGGCUUGGCUGCUGUGUUGCUAGUCAAUGCUCGUCCUACAAACAUUCCCUGUGGUUUACCUUCAUUCGUGGAAAAAUUGAAUGAAACAAGUGCAAAUGAAAUCAAAGCUAUCUGGAAGGAUUAUAAGGAUGGAGAUGACUGUGAAGACCAACAGAACAAAACCUUCAAAGUGAUUUCCGGGAUCAGCAGACAAGAAAUAGAUGCUGUUUUCGCUGCUCCAAUAGUCGAUGUGUUCGAUGAUGUUCCAAACUUCAUCCGAUCUAUGUCUAUUGAACUACGCAAAGAAUUCGAUUCAAUUUGGAUGAACAGAGAUAUUUCUGAAGACGAAAGAUUGAACAAACUUGAGAAGUUGGCUUCUACAAAGUUCACAAAGGAUCAGAAAGUUGGUUUUGACACUUGGACUUCUCAGUUGAAAGACGCUCGUAAAGAAAUUGAAGAUAAGAUGAACAAUCUGUCGAAGGAAGCCAAGGAAAUCUUGAACGAGCUAACAAAGGUUCGUAAUGAGGAAAAGAAGAUUAUUAGCCGAAUUACGCCUGAAAUAGGAAAGGAACUUCAUGGACUCAUUUGA